This is a messenger RNA of Tribolium castaneum (red flour beetle), 6124 nucleotides long. RefSeq names its product Chronophage (gene Cph). The coding region runs from base 2622 to 5132 and encodes 836 amino acids. Gene Ontology annotation, cellular component: nucleus. The transcript has 3 exons. The record is from RefSeq and is a predicted model, not a curated record. NCBI's taxonomy places the organism in Eukaryota, Metazoa, Arthropoda, Insecta, Coleoptera, Tenebrionidae. Gene Ontology annotation, biological process: regulation of transcription by RNA polymerase II. Gene Ontology annotation, molecular function: RNA polymerase II cis-regulatory region sequence-specific DNA binding; DNA-binding transcription factor activity.
AAUCUGGCCUAACUGGACUUUGCAUCUUCAUAAAGAUAGCGCUAUUUGUCUAUUUACGAAUCAUAAUUUUGCGCUUAUGGAAGUUAAUUUUAUAUCUUCGAUGAGCACGACCGAGUAACGGCGGAUAUUUCAAAGUAAGGUACCGCCUGAUUUAUGGUUCUCACGAUUUGGCAUUUUGGGUUUUUGUUUGCGAAAAAAUUUUGAGUUUGUGUGGAAGUGGUGGUGUAUCGGUUGCAAUUUGUUCCAUUCAUUUGAAAGUAAAUUAACGAGUCUUUGUUUCGGUCGGCGGUAGCUCGUUAUUAUCUCAAAACUCACACAUGCAUGUUAUAGAUAAACGACAAUGCGAUUAUUUUACGUGGGAACGGGGAGAUAGUAUCGAACACCUUGCGCUGGAAUCUGUGACCUGUGAAUGGUCCAGUUGUCAAAUCUUUGAGAACGAUCUGACCACUGCUCUCCUCACCCAACUCACCUCUUUCUUCCAUUGUGAAAGAAAACCGUUUCUCCGAUUUCGUCCCGAAAUGAAAUUGUAAUCUCGCAAUUUCUCCGGUGCGCAUUAUGAGCAGCGGCGUUUCUAAUGAGUCGUAAUUUUGCGCGCGGAAAGUAAAUUCAUUUGCUCGGAUCAUUUUUCAUUUGUAAACAUGUCGAAUUCGGAGGUAUUGGGGCAAACAGGAGUCUAUUGUGUGAGUCAAAGGGUUGAGCGAAAUUCCCACACAGCACCCACAUCUGCUCAGGCCUCAAUGUUAUCUGGACAUCGAAAGAGAUCAAAGAAGCGAGAGAUGAAAACGCGAUUACGCUUUUUUCGAACUUUUAUUAACCGACUUUGCUAAUUAAAUUGACAGAGCCGGGAACCAGAGGCGAUGCUGCUUUCCAGCCAAUGAAAAAAUAUCAUUUUUGUCAGUUCGUCAGGAUUUGUUUGCAGACCGCACACAAUGCAGACAAUGCGCACUUGACAUCAAUUAAAGUGGACAUCAUCGGGUUUUUAAGCUCGAUGGAUAUGCAAAUGUCGGAUUUGAGAUUCAGGAAAAAGAGACAACGGAUGCUGCAUGUAAAUAAGUUGCAAGUUUUGUGUUUUGUUGUGUAAUUUCGUGGCCUAUUAAGCAAUUCAAUCUUGGAAUCGGCGGUGCAUCUGCAUAUUAAAAAUAAUCGGCACACGUGGGGCGAGUUGAAGGACCUAUACUUUAAAUAUUCUAAAGUUGUCGAUCCACCCUCGUCCGAUCAGGCAGUUAGUUAAGGGAAUUUUAAUGUGUUUGUUCACGAACAAGACGCAUUUGGCUGACUUUGGUAAGACGAAAAAUAUUGGACAGGGCCAGAAAAGGGGGACUAUUUUUAACUAGCCCGAAAUAAGCACCGUCUUAAUUGAAGCUAAAACUCAACUUUAGAACAUGCUUUAUUGCCGGUGUCGCGAUGUUAACAAACGCAACUGACUCAGUAGUAGCUUAAGAUAUCGAUCUCUGAUCCGCGAUUUUGAUCUAAUUGACGACCGGGAGAAUAGUCGCUGGAUAAAUCUUAUAUUCGAUGAGAAUAGGCUUAGAUAUGCCUUGUUUAGAUCGUACGAGGACCGAACAAAUUUACAAGCAAAUUGUGUGAUGGUUUCAUGCCUUUAUUCAGAACAAAUGCCCGUAUAUUCCCUCGCGAAAAUAAUUAACUACAUGUUUGGACGCUGAAUGUAAACGCAUUGAUACCAGAAAAUUCCGAACGCGGAUAUACUCAAAUUAAAACUUUACAACAAAAACACAUUCAAAACAGCGAAAAACAUGCCACACGCUACACCCUUUCAGAGUUCAUUAAAAAACGUGGUCACCAUUUGUAAAUUAAUGAAAACAGAUCUGCAGGGUUAAUUAAACUAUUUUUAGCUAGCUGUGUACCUACAGACUGGUCGGAAGUUAAUGCACCUCAAAUCGUCUAUGAUUUUUUAGUAAUCUUUAUUUCAAAGGGCAGGAGAGCAUGUUGGACGUGCCAAUUGCUUGGGCUUUUGUCUGUGGGUAAAUAAUUAUCGCACCGUGUAAUAUUCGCGUCCUCCCAACUAUGGACAUAGCUAUUUUCGAGCGCCAUAAUUCAUUCCGUCGACUUUGAUAUACGAACAAUUAGGAUGCGUGAUUUAUAGAUAACGCGACCUCUAACGGUAGCUGUUGUGCCAUGUAAACAUGCUUUGAGCAAGGUGUUGUAAAUGUGGAAAUCGUAAGACUCCCACGCUCUAGAUGAACCACCGACCAUAAGAAAGGGUCAGAUGCAUUCAGCACUUGUCGGAGGACAAUGGUCAGCAGCAACCUGCCCAUAAUGUCCCAUUAUACGUCAAUACGGGUCCCAUUCAGCGAUGUUUACCGUCUCUAUUCACGUCGUUUUGCCAUCAAACCGUCGGCUUGAUUCCAGCAAUUUGGCCCCCUAACGGUUUCUGGCCCUUUUUUCGCUAUUCCCUCAAGGUCUGAUAAUUUGGAAACCGAUAUCGAAAAUUACCAUCAAUUUUUGCAACCUCGACCGGAUUCCUUUGUUGGGUCCCUCCCCGGGUUAUUUUUUUAAGGGUCUAUCCCCACCUUACCCCAUCUGCACCCUUGAUCUUACUACCUGUAUCAGUUCGCGACCAGCAUCCACUGCAGUACCAGUGCCCCAGUGCCACAUGUAUCAUGACGGUUGAACUACUUUUAAAAAUGAAACUCUUUUGGAAGUAUUUCAUAGCAGACGCAGACGGGGCGGGCACAGACACCCACCAGGACAUCCUGACUUGCGGCGUGUGCCAGAAGCCUUUCGCCCUCUCCGACAUCGUCCGCUUCAUCCAGCACAAAGUAGCGUCUUGCAACAAAGAAAACUUCGGACAAUGUUUCGCCGCCACCGACCGAGAACGAGACAACGACGACGGGGCACUGCCCCUUUCCACCAUCAACACCCGCCGGCCGAGCAUCUCGGCCCCCAUCUCGGGGAAAAAGGCGUCUGGGAACAGGGUGCACACUCCGCCGCCAGCCUCCCCCAGACUGCCGGCACCUGGCGAUCUGUGCGUCGACGGCGCCGCCUCCUCCACCCCCAAGCGGAGGGCCUCGGCGUCGCCGCUCACCUCCUCCAGUAUGGAGGACGGCGAGGACAUCAAGCCCGACAUCAAGCAGGAGCGGAUGGACACCACGGAGGAAAGCAGCCAGUGCAAGAAAUCGCGGACGGAGUUCGCAGACGCCGAGUCCAACACUACUCAUAGUGAACCGAGUAACUACGUUUGUUCAACGUGCAAAGCGAGGCUGCACUCGGCCUGGCGCCUAAUCCAGCACGUCCAGCACUCCCAUGGAAUCAAAAUCUACAUCGAAAGCUCCCCCACCAGCAGCAAGAACAACAACCACAGUACGAGCAGUGCUAGUAGUAGCUCGUCGGGAUGCUCCUCUGGCGGGCCUCCGCCGCCGCCCAGUAUGCGCCACCACUUGCUGCCGCCCCCCGACUUGCACAACCCCUUUGGUGUUGGCGGUUUGCUGCGGUUACCGCUCCCGCCACUUAACCACGGUCCAGUUCCUCCAGCGCCGCUUUUUUCCCGCCCGGAACACCACUACCGCAUCGAUCAACUCGUUAGCGAACAGUUCCGACACCAUGGCUUGAAUCUGGCGGCGGCAGCGGCGGCGGUGGCCGCCCAAGGCGUCCCUCCCCCACAUGCGAGUUUUCCAUCACCUGCAGAACGGGCACCUUCUGCGUCUAGUGUUCCGUCAAGGGAACGCAGCACGCCCAACCAACCCCUUUCAUUAGAACCACAACUGGAUUUUUACUCGCAGCGGUUGAGGCAACUCGCUGGUACAACCAGUCCGGGAGCGGCUCAGGCGAGCUCGCCGUCUCCACGGAAGCACUCACCGCCAUUCGCCAGUCCCUCGCCAUCGCAGCUGCCACCCACGAGUAUACCAAACAACAUCAGCAGCAGUAGCAGCAGCAGCAAUAACAACAACAACAAUAACAAUAGUAGCAAUAGUGGCGGAAGUAGAGCCACGAGUACGUCACCUCCAGCCAAAGAUGAUAACACACAACUAACAGCAACUCCAAGGUCGGCUUCAACUCCACCAGGAAAACCCGGAUCUCCUCGAAAUUCAAACUCAGGAGAAGCAGUACAUGCGUGCGAGUACUGUGGCAAGAAAUUCAGGUACCAGAAUAAUUUAGACGCCCAUCGAAGAACACAUACAGGGGAAUUACCGUACAAAUGCACGGUUUGUGAUCAUGCAUGUGCUCAAAGUUCAAAACUUAAACGCCACAUGAAAAUACAUCGAACACCAGAAGAUCGUACUAGCAAUGCCGGUUCUGUUGAAACACUUGAUGGCGAUGAAAGUGAAGAAGAUGACGAAGUGGAUGAAGAAGAAGAGGAAGAAGACGAGUUGGAGGAGGAAGAAGCUGAAGAUUUAUCUGUUCCUACACAAAUACCUCCAAAAAACGCCAACCAAUCGGCUUCACUAGUCGGGGAAUUGAUGGAUAAGUUCGGUUUAAGCAACAUCGCGCAAUACAGUGAAGCUUACAAGCAAGCGCUUCAAGAAUCAAACUCGGCCCUUAAACUCCAACUCGCGAGUAAAGACCGCGAUAACAACAACAGCACCAGCUUGACCAACCAACUGAAACUUCGCGACGAGUUCGCCAAAAGCCUCCUUCCCGGUCCUCCCCCUCAGCCAUUGCCUCUGUUCCCGCCGUUCAACGAUACGUACGAAGCCACCAAACGGCUGAAACUCGACUUGGAGCGCAGCGACUGGUGGCUGCCGGGCUUGCCGCGCGAAAACAAGGGCCUCCCCGGCCCCAGUGCCCUCCUCCCUAACCCCCUAAUCAAAAAAGAUACGAACAGACGGAACGAUACUUGUGAGUUCUGUGGCAAAGUGUUUAAGAACUGUUCGAAUUUGACGGUGCACCGGCGCUCGCACACGGGCGAAAAGCCGUACAAGUGCGAGCUGUGUUCGUACGCUUGUGCGCAAAGUUCGAAAUUGACGCGGCAUAUGAAAACGCACGGUCGGAUCGGGAAGGACGUCUACCGGUGCAGGUUUUGCGAGAUGCCGUUUUCGGUGCCGUCGACGCUAGAGAAACACAUGCGGAAGUGUGUGGUGAACCAGGGGAAGGGUCACUUGCUGUCGACGAUGCCCAUGCUGAGCGGAGACGAGGACUCGUCAGCGAGCAUCGCCUCCAAGGAGGCAACAUGACUCUUUCCGUGGGGCGGCAUGAGGCUCCCGCCGCCGCCGCCCAGUCUUACGUACUAGUCGCCACGAACUCUUAGGGAAUUGUGAUCAGUGACGGACACUGGAGGGCAUCGGGAGAUCCCACGCGUGGGGUCUCCCGAUGACGACUAGCUGUGUAUAGUAUUGCGACGAGACGGCCCUUUUCGAGCGAAGGGCCGGAUCGACGAUUGUUCGAUGUAACCGAUACCAAAGCAAUGUUUAACUUUCGUAAUUAUUAUUGAUUAUUGAGUUUAUUAUUGAUUCAUGUAUAUUUGUAAUAAUUAGGUUGUAGGUUGUUGUUUGAGACUGAGGGCCCUGGAUAGCGUGACGUGACGCUUCAGGCCGUCUUGGGCCCACUGUACAUUCCCGAUCAUAUCAUUUUUGAUGGCCAGUAGCCUUGACUGUACAUAACAGUAUUUAUUGCCGUGUACUAGACCCACUAUACUGUACAAAAUGUCUCUCAUUAAAUUAUUUCCACUUAAUGUAUAGUAUUAUCAUUGUAUAGAUUCAUGUUUUUCAAAGUUACUCUUUAAUGUUGGUGUUAGACAAAUCGAGAAAUUUGCCCCUGUAUGUCAACAGGGUCGUCUUAUAGAUUUAAUUCAGGGUCAGAUUAAUCUAUAGGAGCAUAUCCGCAUUUUUCUUUUACGAUUAUUCCUACCGAGACAACCAUCCUAUUCCGCAAAAACAAUCCAACAAAAAAGAAUGUGAUGGCUGAUCUUCAUUUUGUAAUGCAAUACUAGUAAUAACAGUGGACCAGGGUCUGUUCUUGUAGUAUUUGCCGCAAUGCCGGAUUCAAUUCAAUGUAACUGUAACUAUUAAUGUUAAUAAUAUGUUAUUUCGAAUAUUUUUAUUUAUUUCAACGAUAUGGCUGUAGCACUACGGUGUUCGUAUGGGCUGCACUACACUUAAUAUAAUCGUGUUCCUAUACUGAACUCCCAUUUCAGUGUGUAUUAAAUUAAAUCUAUUACAAUAUUGAA